UCUUAGUUUAUAAGAACUGUUGCCAACGAUUUUGCAACGUAUUCAGCAGAUACUCUUCGUCGGAGGAGGACGUGUAGUACAAAGAUUCAUAUCAAAAAAAUAUGCUUAUGGAAAUUAAUCAAAUUCAUAACCAGAAAAACGUUAUCCCAGAUUUUUUAAAGAAGAAAUUUCAAUUGGCAGAAAGAAUGGAUUUUCUAGAAGGAGCAAGUUUACGUCGAUCGAAGAAAACAAGACGGGGCAAGAAAAAGAACAGGAACUUGCGAGAUACUCACGAGGUUAGUGAAAUAAAAGGAAAUCUGGAAAAUUGUCUAAGCUGCGAAAGACUCUCUCCUUACGAUGGAGAUUCAGAGGGCAUGUCACCAGUGAAAAAAUAUCGGCAGCGACAGGCCAAAGGUAACCGAAGGCGCCAAACCAUUUUGAGGCCUAGAUAUAGCCCUAAAGCUCCCCACAACUCGACACAGUUUUUGAUGGAUGAUCAUUUUACAUACAGUUGCGAGUUUCUUGGUUUUGAGUCCCCUGACCCCUGGGGUCAGCGCCUUCACUAUUCAGACGACUCAGAUGCGUCCAUUGUUGAACCGCCCGAGCCAGCAGACGAUUCUUUGUUAUUCCAGAUGGACGACUUGAAUGAUUCUAUAAAUAGUGCUGAUCAGGAUACCAAGGCUUUUAUGGAGAAAGACUUUGAAGAUGCUUACAAUUCUAUUCAGAUUGAUGAGGCUUCUCGUCUGAGCAAAUCAGAACUUAUUUCAGCUAUUUGUUCAAUGGAAUCCAAAGCCGAACUUUUGGAAAAAGAAUUGGAAUGUUCCCCUACCAGUGUUCAGUUUACUGAAGUGAAAACCAGACGCCAAAGGAAAAAGGGAGUGAUAAACCAACUCAAAAGGGAAAAUCUCAAUCUUCAAAGGGAAAACGACCAGUUGAAAAGAAUGUUACUUGCUGUAUCUUGUAGCUAAAAAUAAUGUUUAAAAAAUGAAAUUCAUUAUGAACUAGUGCUGUAUUGAAUGUUGACUUUUUAUAACAGCUCAGCUGUGCAUAAAGAAAAAAAAACCUCAAAAUCCAGAACAAUUUAAAAAUUAUCUUUUAAUCCAAUUCUAUGUACCUUUUAAGAAACUAUUAAAUUGUGUUUUAUCCAUGUAUUGAGUGUAUUCCAUUCUAAUGCCUAUAAGUUUUAUUUUUCAGUCGAGGCCACAUCCAAUCUAAGGGAACACUGUACCAAGGUGGCCAAAGGGGCCCCCUAAAGGGUGCAGUACAGCCUCAAUCUAACCCAAGCCCAGGACGUAAAUCCAAGCAUUUAUUGCACCUCCUUGCUGUGUGGACAACCAUCAUCUUGCAAGCUUGGACACCUCCAGCACUGAAUGACUGGAAUUUGCUGUCCCGCGAUGAACAGAUUCGUCGAGAACAGUAACACACUCUUGGAGGCUCUCCAACAUUUCCUGUCCUGCUGUUGCUAUUGAAAGAUAAAUAAGUUGCAUUUACCUAAUAUUUAAUUGUAUUAUUAAUUUUUUUCCAGGUUUGAAUUUAAUACAGGUUAGUAUAUAUGUUUUGCCAGCAGAAACCUUAACAUGAACUUUCAAUGAAAAAGAUACUUCAUUGCUAAGAUUUUUCUUUGGAUGAAAUACUCAUAUUGAAGAAUUCAAUAAAUGAUGAAAAUGAA
Messenger RNA from Saccostrea cuccullata (small rock oyster), 1648 nucleotides. Its product is annotated as protein HEXIM1-like. Bases 102 to 947 code for a protein of 281 amino acids. The transcript is spliced from 2 exons. NCBI's taxonomy places the organism in Eukaryota, Metazoa, Mollusca, Bivalvia, Ostreida, Ostreidae. Gene Ontology annotation, molecular function: cyclin-dependent protein serine/threonine kinase inhibitor activity; 7SK snRNA binding. Gene Ontology annotation, biological process: negative regulation of transcription by RNA polymerase II; negative regulation of cyclin-dependent protein serine/threonine kinase activity. Gene Ontology annotation, cellular component: cytoplasm; nucleus; nucleoplasm. The record is from RefSeq and is a predicted model, not a curated record.